Messenger RNA from Truncatella angustata, 1095 nucleotides. RefSeq names its product putative paraoxonase. The coding region runs from base 1 to 1095 and encodes 364 amino acids. Lineage: Eukaryota; Fungi; Ascomycota; Sordariomycetes; Amphisphaeriales; Sporocadaceae. The record is from RefSeq and is a predicted model, not a curated record. The transcript has 2 exons.
AUGGCCAGGCAUGCAAACUUCACAUCCUACGAAGUCAAGUUCACAGAUCAGAUCCGUAAUUGCGAAGAUGUGCUACUCGUUGAGACGUUGGGGCUUGCACUUUUGGCAUGUGACCCUGGCCGAGAGACGUGGAAUACCGUCAUGGGUUAUUUCGUCGAUAGUGAUGAGCCUGACCCCAAUGCUGAGCUCUAUGCCUACAAGUACAUAGACAAUUCUCUGCCAGACUCACAUUCUCUUGUGCGCAUCAAGAUUAUUGGCUUCGACUCCGAGCUCCGGACGUUGGGCCUCGAGUUCCAUGAGCCUACUUCCACGUUGUUCGUCACGAACCACCAGCGCCUAGGCUCUCGUAUUGAGAAAUUCCAUUUGGACCUCGAUACACUCACGGCCAUACACGUGCGCUCUCUUUCGCACCCAUUAAUUCGCAGUCCUAACUCUAUCACGGCGCUCAGCGAGUCUGAGCUCUUUGUUACUAAUCAGCAUCACUUCACGGCUCGGGAUCACCCUCGCCUGCUUUGGAUGUUUGAGACAUAUGUCGCACCACCAAUUGCAAGCGUCGUUCAUGUGCGCGUCUUGGAAGACGGAACCCUCGACGCUGCUGUAGUUGCGCGUCAGUCCUAUCCUAACGGCAUCGCCCUACUCAAUGAUACAACUCUUGCAGUGGCGGCCACAAACAAGCGUACUGUCCAUCUGUACGGCGUUUCCACCGGCGAUACCCAAUCCACUCAUCCAACCCUCAAACUCCAGGAAACCAUCUGGCUACCUUUCCUGCCGGAUAAUCUCGCCGUCUCGAAAAGCGAUGGUGCGCUGCUCAUCGCGGGGCACCCGCACUUGCCGAGCCUGAAUAAAUUUGCACGCUCGCGGCAAGCCUGCAACAGGCCAGAGCUACUCGCGGAAGGUGGGCCAAAGGUUCAAGAAAUGUGCGCCACCCUGAGCGCGGCGUCGUGGGCAAGCGAAUGGACGCCCGAGACUGGGGUCAAACAUAUAUAUGCUGGGUGGGAGUACCCGUCGAGCGCAUCGGUAGUGAGGGACAGGGCGAGGGGUGUUGGGAUUGUGGCCGGACUAUAUGCGAAGGGAUUAUUCGUUUGGCGUGAUUAA